CAAUCACUCAGCCUGGCGGCAUCACAAAUGAGACCUUUCUCGAAAGGCCUUUCGGCAUCUUCGCGUCUUGUGUCGAAGUCGAAUGGAGGUUGAGAAGGAGGAUGAUCCUUCGGGAUUGCCCUUCCACAGAGGACUACUGCGAAACCAAUACUGGACCUUCAUAGUCCAUGCUCCUACUCUUUAUGAGAUUCCCACAGGAGCGUGGCUCCUUGCGUACCAACAUUUGACCAUCGAUUGUCUCUAUUUUACAGAUAAGGAGGGCUUGUAAUGAGAGGGACGGAUAUGGAGGAUAAUGACACAAGUUUUGUCUUCUCGUG
Messenger RNA from Amorphotheca resinae ATCC 22711, 317 nucleotides. RefSeq lists its product as hypothetical. The record is from RefSeq and is a predicted model, not a curated record. Bases 83 to 268 code for a protein of 61 amino acids. The transcript has a single exon. Lineage: Eukaryota; Fungi; Ascomycota; Leotiomycetes; Helotiales; Amorphothecaceae.